Molecule: messenger RNA, 747 nt
Organism: Aspergillus ibericus CBS 121593
Lineage: Eukaryota; Fungi; Ascomycota; Eurotiomycetes; Eurotiales; Aspergillaceae
Exons: 4
Coding region: 1-747 (248 amino acids)
Source: RefSeq, a predicted model, not a curated record
AUGAAAUUCCCAUCCACCCUCCUCACCACCCUCAUCUCCCUCUCAACCCUCCCCCAAACCCUCGCCUUCCCAACAACCACCGACCUCACCACCCUCACCCCCCGCUCCAACCCCGGCGACAGCAGAUCCAACCCCAUCAAAGGCCAAAUCGAGAUCCGAGGCUCCGAUGCCCUAACCUACGACGUAGAUUGCUGGGCCAUGCUAUGCAAGGGCAAAUCCCCAGUGAUGCAAAAAGUCGACACCGACGCGGCCGACAAAAACCGGCAAGUGGAUAGCGGCAGCGCAGCCAACAAACAACCAUUCAAGGAUCCAAGCAAGUACGGAAUUAAGGCGUUGCCGGCGACAAACGCAUGGGGGAAUAAUAAAGGGUGGGUGUCGGCGGAGGAAUUCCCGUUUGCGUCUACCAUGGAGGGGGGCAGAGAUGCGAUUCUGGUAGGGGUAACACUCGACGCUCAAAACGAGCAAAAGACAUCCUUGAGGAGCUUCUAUCAAACGAACAAGAUCAAGUCGUAUGAUGCCAAGACGAAGAAGUCGGAUGGGACUUGGUUUGAGAUUACGGGGUUUAAGGUGAAGGCGGGGAAGACGGCGAGUAUUGGGCCAUACUGCAAGGCUUUCAAUGAUAACAAGAAGAAGGGUGACCUGUGCAAAUCGACUACCAAUGUUGCUGGGGACUGGGGGUUUGAUGUGGCGCAGUAUGCUUAUGUGUAUAAUCACUCGACGAAGAAGUUUGACUAUGUGGGGAAGUAA